GGAAAGACGACUGGAUGUGACGGGGAGGGAGGGGAUUCAAGUGUGGUUGAGAGGGCUGCUCUAUGCACAAUAAAAACACAGUGAGCGGCGUUGGCCGAGCCCCCUGGCUGGAAGCUGCGCGACUUUUAUUCGCAGGCAGCGAAAUGUCAGGUUAUUAACCCAGGCCAGAUUUUAGAAAGACCAUGUCUCGGAGUAACAGAAAUAAUCGUGCCUGGCGGUAUGUGUACAGUGGUAUUCGAGAAACAGAUGCUGUGGCUGUAGUAUUGCCUGAUGGCUCAGCAGGUCCUGUCCCUGGCUAUGACUCAGAUGGUCAGCACAGUGACUCGGAUUCUGAGCCAGAAUUCCAUUUGCCACCAUCAAUACCAACUGCAUUACCGGUGACAGGCGAAUCAUACUGUGACUGCGUAAGCCAAAAUGAUACCCGAUACUGUGGUAGUAUGCGUAGUUUUCAUCGUAUGAAGGACUGUCACUGUGGAGAGGAAGAUGAAUAUUUUGAAUGGAUGUGGGACGAUUCAACCAAAUCUUCUGCUACACUGCUGAGCUGUGAGAACAGAGAAGUUAAUUUCCACAUGGAUUACAGUUGUGGAACAGCAGCUGUUCGUGGGGACAAGGAAAUGAGUGAGGGACAACACUUCUGGGAAAUAAAAAUGACCUCCCCCGUAUAUGGUACAGACAUGAUGGUAGGAAUAGGAACAACUGAUGUCAAACUGGACAAAUUUCGUCAUACCUUUUGCAGCUUACUGGGAAAGGAUGAAAAUAGUUGGGGUCUCUCCUAUACAGGUGUACUCCAUCACAAAGGUGCCAAAAGUCACUUCUCAACAAGAUUUGGUCAGGGAUCCAUCAUAGGUGUUCAUCUGGAUACUUGGCAUGGUGUCUUGACAUUCUUCAAAAAUAGGAAAUGUAUAGGAGUUGCAGCUACCAAACUGCAAAACAAGAAGUUCUUUCCAAUGGUUUGUUCCACCGCAGCAAGAAGCAGUAUGAAAGUGAUUCGUUCAUGUUUUUCUCCAACGUCUCUCCAGUAUCUUUGCUGUCUGCGGCUCCAGCAACUAUUGCCUGAUCACAUUGACAAAUUGGAGGUUCUUCCACUACCCCCAGGUCUGAAGCGCAUGCUACGUAAUCGGUUGGGUUGGGUCCUCUCUAUGAAUCAAGAGAGCAGUGGCAGUGAGGCUACAUGCAGCUCAUCGGGCAGCGAUUCCGACAGUUCUUCCACAGUAGAUGCUGACACUUGCCAACGGAAAAGAUGUCGAUGGACUUAACGCUUCUGGUUUGAUUUCUUAUUUUUAGAUCAUGACUAUUGCAACUAUGGCAGUUUAAAAUUUUAUUUAGUAUGGACAUGGACCAUACUGCUGUACAAUAAGUGCAAGAUGACUGAAGCUCUCUACUUCAUUUUCAAUGGUUCUAGCUCCUUGAAGCAAACUAACAAGGAUUGUGUUACUUGUGAGCUCAGACUGGCAGAAGUGCAAGAUGAUGGUUUAAGCUGGUGUUCUCAAUAAAGUUACCUGUGUACAAAGA
This is a messenger RNA of Pristis pectinata (smalltooth sawfish), 1512 nucleotides long. RefSeq names its product SPRY domain-containing SOCS box protein 3-like. Gene Ontology annotation, cellular component: SCF ubiquitin ligase complex. Gene Ontology annotation, biological process: proteasome-mediated ubiquitin-dependent protein catabolic process. The coding region runs from base 183 to 1256 and encodes 357 amino acids. NCBI's taxonomy places the organism in Eukaryota, Metazoa, Chordata, Chondrichthyes, Rhinopristiformes, Pristidae. The record is from RefSeq and is a predicted model, not a curated record. Gene Ontology annotation, molecular function: protein binding. The transcript has 7 exons.